AUGUCUCAAUUAAUCAAUUGCGACUUACAUAAAUUUUUUGAUGCUUUACAACCAUUAAUUGUUAUGUACAACAUUGAACAAAAUGAACGAUUAAACUUAGCGAUCAAUCAAUGUUAUAAACGAUUAGUCGAAACGGAUGCUAAUGAUGACAAAAGUAUCCAAAACUUGAUCGGCAACUUAAUUCAAGUGAUAACAGAAGACAAAGUUUCUAAUAAAAAUUAUACUGCUAUUGUUAGUAUUUGUGAAAAAAUUGAUUUAUCAGAAUGUUUCAAUUUUGCUUAUGAUCUUAGUCAAUUAUUUAUAUCUUAUUAUGUUACACCAUUAUUAGAAGAACUCAAUGAUUAUAAAACUGAUUUUAGUAGUUGGAGAUUAUUUAAUGAACAGUUGACAAUUAUGAAGCGACGAAUUAAAAAUGCCGAAAUAAAUUCAAUUGUAUUAAAAGAUUUUGUUGCACCAUUACAAAAGGAAUUAGAUAAAUAUAACAUUGAUAUUCUACGUUUACACGACAUGAUUCAUAACAGAUACUUAUUGAAUCAUGUAGAUAUUUGUACAAUUGAAGAACAACAAGAUUUCAUUGAUCAGUUAGAUGAAUAUAAAUUUUCGACAAAAUUUAUCUAUUGUGAUCUAGCAACAACAAUGGUUAAUUUAUUAAAACAAGCAUCAUUAAAGCAAUAUGAAAACUAA
Molecule: messenger RNA, 684 nt
Organism: Rotaria sp. Silwood2
Lineage: Eukaryota; Metazoa; Rotifera; Eurotatoria; Philodinida; Philodinidae
Source: the annotation of a GenBank genome assembly